Messenger RNA from Sipha flava (yellow sugarcane aphid), 300 nucleotides. RefSeq names its product protein FAM200A-like. The record is from RefSeq and is a predicted model, not a curated record. NCBI's taxonomy places the organism in Eukaryota, Metazoa, Arthropoda, Insecta, Hemiptera, Aphididae. The transcript has a single exon. Bases 1 to 300 code for a protein of 99 amino acids.
AUGUUGGCAGAUCGUUCCUCGAACAUCACGUUGAAAAACUUAAAAAACAAUUCAUCUUUAGAUAAAUUUUGGAUAGAAGUUCACAGCGAAUAUGAGGUAUUAAGUGAAAAGGCGUUAGGAGUCCUACUUCCUUUUCCUUCAACAUACUUAUGUGAAAGUGGAUUCUCAGCAGUCACUGCAACCAAGACUAAAUAUCAAAAUAGAUUGAAUGUGACGCCGACACUAAGACUUUUAUUAACAAACCUUACUUCAGAUAUUGAUAACAUAUGCAGUCAUAUUCAAGCGCAAUCAUCCCAUUAA